UCGGGCUAAAUUAAAUUUCACUCUUUUGAAAUCUUUCAAUUAGUUUUGGCCGCUUUUAACAGGAUUAAAUUACAAUAAAAACCUUAUUGGAGUCAUUCAAAUCACGCAACAAAUAACAAUAUCAAAAUCUGUAAUUGUUUUUGCAAUAAUCAAGUCGGUAAAAAGUUCAAACAAAAAGCUAUGAAUUCUCUACUCCAGCAUUCUCCGGAACACCAACAUCAACCACUGAAUCUUUGCAACCAGGGCAUUUUUAACACCAGUCCUCAAAAAACCCUCAAACGCGAUUUGAUAAGUCCACAUCAGGAAGAAAGAAGGCCGACUGUGGGUCAAGUCGGGUCCGAAGUGCAGUCGCGGCAACACGAAGUGAGUCCGACUACUUUGUUGGAGCACGACGAGACAACUUUGGGAUCCGAGGAGCAAACCGAGGAGGCAGAGGAUGCAUGUGGAGGAGACCAGUCGAGAAUCUGGACUUUCGAGGAGCAAUUUAGACAGCUUUACGAAAUCGACAGCGAUCCCGAAAGAAAGAAGUUUCUAGAUGAUUUGUUCGCGUUUAUGCAGAAAAGAGGCACUCCGGUGAACAGAAUCCCGAUCAUGGCUAAGCAGACUCUGGAUCUGCACCUUCUGUUCAAACUGGUGGUGGCCAAGGGGGGACUUGUGGAGGUCAUCAACCGGAAACUGUGGCGGGAGAUCACCAAGGGUCUCAACCUCCCCCAUUCCAUCACCAGUGCCGCUUUCACCCUCCGAACACAGUAUAUGAAGUAUCUCUACCCAUACGAGUGCGAAAAACACAAUCUAAGUACGAUGGAGGAGCUGAACGCCGCAAUUGAUGGGAACCGUCGGGACUCCCGCAACAUCCAGAGCCCUCCGACCUCCCCCAUUCUGAACCCAGGGGGUGCAUUUGGAAUGCCCUUUCACCCUGGCUUCGGCCGCCCGCCGUACGGCUUUGACGGAGGAAUGAACAAGUUUGGAGUAUUUGGGUUUCCGGGAAUGCCAGGUGUGAACCCAAUGGGUUUUCAGCCUAGUCAACAUGGGAUGUUACAGACAGCCAAAAAUAUAACCACAAGUGAUGACCGAAACAAAUUCAGCUUUGGAAUGAAGCCGAACCCACCAGAUAUUUUCAACCAGUCAGCAAUUGCUGCAUUGCGUGCCAAAUUCCUCAGCUCACUUUCGGCUAAUCAAUAUCUGAACAACCCGAACUCAUUCGCUUCUUCGGCGGCCGGCCUCUCAGCUGGUGUGCCGGUUCCGACGAGCAUUGGUGGGGCUAAUUUGAACCAGGGCACAAAUGGCGGAUCAGGUUACCCCUCCGCGGCCGCAACUGCAGCUGAUAUUUUAUCACAGAGGGUCGCAUUAGCCCAAAGCCAACAGAUUGCAGUCAUGCAGGCGAUUUACGAGCAGCAGCAACUAUCUGCUAUCGAAAACCUUCAGAAAACUAUCUCGAGUAAUUCAGGCGUGAACUACAACGAAACACAAAAUGAGGAUGGAGCCAGAUCAAGCAGCGAGAAGAAAGAGGCAGUUUCUUCUCCUUUUAAGGAAAUGGAAAAACUUAUUCCCAAUGUCACAAUAGUCAACUCUGAAAAACCAUCACCGAGUGAAAACAAUUCGGAAAUUAAAUCGCCCAGCGAGGAGAAGUUUAGUGGAUUGAAACGACAUUUGAGUGACUUGUCGGCCGUCAGUUCGCCGCCGACUAAGCGACGACUCGUGUUUGAGUCUCCGAUCCAACAGCAGCCACUGGAGUUGAAAGUGCAUAAGAGCGAACAAGAGAUUGGCCAUGUCUCACAAGGCUCGAAUAGCAUCGCUGACCAGCUCUCGUUGAAGCACAAUUUAGAAAACGUCCGAGUUAAUUUCGUAGAACGAUCUUCGCCUAGUGAAGUCUCGUUGAAAAUUACAGUGGACGGAAAAGUAUUCGAAGGGACACUUAGAGUACAAAACAACAUCAACGCCUCUUCCCCGCAAACCAUAUCGCCAACCGAAUCAGGGAGCUUCGCAUUUAACCCAAAUCAGUCCAUACUAGCACCUAGGAGCAGCUAUCCAGUGUUCCCAACCUCAAGACAAAAUGGAAAAGCGUCGCCGUCAUCGAAAACAAAUUUUCACAACUUGGGCAGUGAAAUAGCUGCACAGAACAUGUGAUCAUUUUCGUAAUACAACCACGAAAUCGUGUAAUAAUCAAAUUGGAAAAAAGCCUCAAAUAAGAGUUGAAGGCGAACUUGAUAAUAUUUGAUGUUGCUCGAACUAAUAAAUAAAAACAACUUCGUCGAAUUAGUACUCGAAUGC
Molecule: messenger RNA, 2271 nt
Organism: Symsagittifera roscoffensis
Lineage: Eukaryota; Metazoa; Xenacoelomorpha; Acoela; Convolutidae
Exons: 7
Coding region: 181-2127 (648 amino acids)
Biological process (GO): regulation of transcription by RNA polymerase II
Cellular component (GO): nucleus
Molecular function (GO): DNA binding
Source: RefSeq, a predicted model, not a curated record